GAAGAAGAGGAACACAGGAAGUUCAUGGGGAGAUUUGUAGAAGCUUUAGAGCUGUUAUGAUGAGUUCAGCAGGAGACAGACAGCUCUCCUCCAGGACGUCUCAGGCUCCUGAUCCUGAUCCAUUACAGCUGUGUGAGGACGUGAAAACGGAGUCUUCUGAUGGAGGGACAUCUGAAGUGUCAGAAGUCUCUGUGAAGAAAGAAGAGACACUGGAGCUGAACAUCUACAACCAUGGAGACGACCUCAACAUCUCACCUGAAGGUCUUGCCGUUAAAGAGGAAGAUCCUGACAAUAAAGACUAUCUCUACUGUGAAGUUUGCAAAUCCUUCGUAUUCAACAAGUGUGAGCUUCAUGGGCCACCUCUCUUCAUCUCUGAUACUCCUGUUCCUAUGGGAGUCCCUGAUAGAGCCAGACAAACUCUUCCUCUUGGACUAGAGAUUCAGAAGUCUGGUAUUCCUGAUGCAGGCCUGGGAGUGUUUAAUAAGGGUCCCUGUACACUUCCAGUCGGUGCACACUUCGGACCCUACCAGGGAGAGCUGGUAGGCCGAGAGGAAGCCAUGAGCAGUGGAUACUCCUGGGUGAUAUGCAGGAGCAGGCAGUGUGAAGAAUACAUAGAUGGCAAACGAGAAAUUCAUGCUAAUUGGAUGAGGUAUGUGAAUUGUGCCCGUGAUGAUGAAGAACAGAAUCUUGUGGCAUUUCAGUAUCGAGGGGAAAUUCUGUACCGUUGCUGUCAACCCAUUACCCCUGGACAGGAGCUUUUGGUGUGGUAUGAAGAGGAUUAUGCCAAAGAACUCAGUUCUGCAUUUGACUACCUCUGGAACAAAAAGUGCUCUAUGAAUGUAAACAACGCUCUGCUGCAAGUCUUUUCCUGCUCCAUAUGUCCUCUUUCCUAUGCAUCUCAAAUUUACCUCCACAAACACAUCCAGAGAUGCCACUAUGAAGAGUUUGUGAGACUGCAAAAAUCAGGAGAGGUCAAAUAUGAGCUUCAGAUCCCCUCCAAAGGCUCCAGUAAUCAGACAAAAUCGUAUAAUACUCUCAGUUCUGACACUUCUCACAGUGAUGUACAGAAGGAAAUUCACCACUGUUCAGACUGUGGAAAGAGUUUUGGUCAUCAGAAUGCCCGGAAAACACACCAGUGCUGUCAUGCAGGAGAAAAGCCACAUCACUGCUCACAGUGUGGAAAGAGUUUUGCUCAAAAGAGUCAUCUCCAACGACACCAGAGCAUUCACACAGGAGAGAAGCCAUAUCACUGUUCUCUGUGUGGAAAGAGUUUUACUCGACAGAGUAAUCUCCAAGAACACCAGCGUAUUCACACAGCAGAGAAGCCGUUUCACUGCUCACAGUGUGGAGAGAGUUUUAGUCAACAGAGUAAUCUCCAAGAACACCAGCUCGAUCACACAGGAGAGAAGCCGUAUCACUGUUCCCAGUGUUGGAAGAGUUUUACUCAUCAUAGUGCUCUCCAACGACACCAGCGUGUUCAUACAGGAGAGAAGCCGUAUCGCUGCUUACAGUGUGGAAAAAGUUUUAGUCAACAGAGUAAUCUUCAAGAACACCAGCGCAUUCACACAGGAGAGAAGCCGUAUCACUGCUCACAGUGUGGGAAGAAUUUUACUCAUCAUAGUGCUCUCCAGCGACACCAGCGCGUUCACACAGGGAAAAAACCGUAUCGCUGCUUACAGUGUGAGAAGAGUUUUACUGACCAAAGGAAUCUCCAACGACACCAGCGAGUUCAUAUGGAAGAGAAACUGUAUCAUUGUUCACAUUGUGGAAAGAGUUUUACUCAGCAGACUGAUCUCCAACGACACCAGCGCAUUCACACAGGAAAGAAGCUGUAUCAUUGUUCACAGUGUGGAAAAAGUUUUCCUCGACAGCGUCAUCUCCAAAUACACCAGCGUAUUCACACAGGAGAGAAGCCAUAUCACUGCUCACAGUGUGGAAAGAGUUUUACUCAAAAGGGUCAUCUCCAACGACACCAGCGCAUUCACACAGGAGAGAAGCCAUAUCACUGCUCACAGUGUGGAAAGAGAUUUACUCGACGGCGUCAUCUCCAGAUACACCAGCGUAUUCACACAGGAGAGAAGCCAUAUCACUGCUCACAGUGUGGAAAGAGUUUUACUCGACAGCGUCAUCUCCAAAUACACCAGCGUAUUCACACAGGAGAGAAGCCAUAUCACUGCUCACAGUGUGGAAAGAGUUUUACUCAAAAGGGUCAUCUCCAACGACACCAGCGCAUUCACACAGGAGAGAAGCCGUAUCACUGCUCACAGUGUGGAAAGAGUUUUACUUAUUCAGUUACAUUUAAGACCCACAAGUGCAGUAACUCAGAGACAUUGCAUUAAGUAUGUUUAUUAUUACAGUUUUGGCUGAAAAUGGUCUGUAUUUUUCAUUUUAUUUUUGUUGAUUUUCUUUCUAGAGUGGAAACAGAGCUCUAGAGCAGGCAUCUAGAGCUGAUUUAGGCACAAUUCAACAUUAUUAAAUUUGCUGUUUUUUAACUUGUCAAAUGUGCAAGGUCACAUUUAAAAAAAAAUUAAGAGGCAAAAUUACAUUUGAAAUAAAAACACUGCAAACAGUCAAUUCAGGGAAAAACUGUAUUUCAUCUUAUUGCACAACAAAAAAUGCAUAAUAUUGAACAAUAUAGCACGCCUCUUCAUUUUCCAAUUCCAGGAUGCCAAGAACAGAACUGAGGUCAAAUCAUGCAACAGCGCCAUCUAGUGAUCAGCACCUAGAACUUGGUUUUAUGUAUGGCUGCGAAUGGCAGUCAGUGCACCCAGUGAAACCCUUUUUCACUUCUGGGUUGAGUACCAGGAUAGUCUAGACCAGUGGUUCUCAACCGGGGGGGCGCGGAGGUACUCCAGGGGGGUCGCGAGUAGGCUUCAUGUAUGGAGGAAAAAAAAAUCUGGGGCUAACAGGCUAUAGUAGCUAAGCAGAUGCAACACAUUUACCCAUGUCAAAAUGCAGGACAUUGGACUAUUACAUACAAAUCAAUACUAUUAUAAAAUCUAUCAUCAAUCUAUCAUAAAAUCUUGUGUGUGUGGCCGCAUCAGUCGGGGGAACUGUGAUAUGUUCCCAAGCCUUGCAGACUUUAUCAGUAAUGCAGGCACUUCCCACGAUUUCUCAUCUGUCUUUCAAGCAGCGUCAGAGCACCUGUCGGUAAUGAGAAAACAGUUUGCGGCAUACUUCACAGAGGAUUAUCGCUCUUUUGCGUGGGUUCGAGAUCCAUGUGUGUACUGCUGACGAACUUCCAGUUGACAUGCAGGAACAGCUUAUUGAGCUGAAGAGUGACAGUAGACUUAAGGCAGUCUUCACCUCAUGCCCUCUUUCGACAUUCUGGGCAGCAUUGAUGCAGGAGUACCCGCAACUGUGUGACGUAGCCUUGAAACUGCUCAUCCCAUUCGCAUCGACCUACUUGUGUGAGGCAGGAUUUUCAAAAAUGACUGCGCUCAAAACGAAAUAUCACAAUCGUGCGCAAAUUGAGGAUGACUUGAGACUGUGCUUGUCAAACAUUUCGCCAAGAAUCGAGGAUCUUUGUAAGGCAAAGCAGGCUCAGGUCUCGCAUUAACGUAAAUGCAGAUCACAAAGGCACAGUAAAAAGUAAAACCUAAAUUCACGCCUGGUCCCAAUUCCCAAUGAUAUCA
Molecule: messenger RNA, 3635 nt
Organism: Neoarius graeffei (lesser salmon catfish)
Lineage: Eukaryota; Metazoa; Chordata; Actinopteri; Siluriformes; Ariidae
Product: zinc finger protein 271-like
Exons: 7
Coding region: 57-2339 (760 amino acids)
Biological process (GO): regulation of transcription by RNA polymerase II
Cellular component (GO): nucleus
Molecular function (GO): histone methyltransferase activity; DNA-binding transcription activator activity, RNA polymerase II-specific; protein binding
Source: RefSeq, a predicted model, not a curated record